GUCACCAAGAGAAGUGUCCAAAUGGGCGUUGGCCAUUCCUCCGUUUCACUUUCUCUCGACCCAAUUUCUAUCGCUGCUUUUACAGCAAAACCAAAACCAAAAACAAGCUGCUUUGUCAAUACCCACUGCAGAAGGUCUGUCUUUCCCACAAAAAGGGUCUCACUUUUUGUUGAUUUUAGUCUAAAAUUCGAAAGUUUGAAGUGCGGGACUGUAGCAGGGGAGAUGGAUACCGAAAAGGGGAUUGAUGUGGCAAACAAAUCCAUUCUUGAUUUUCAUGAUAUUGAUGAAAGGUUGAUUCGGAAGAUGGAAUUUGAUGCCCUUGUUUGGAGUUCUCUUCACGGUCUUGUUGUCGGGGAUAGAAAUUUUCAGAGAUCUGGUCAAGUACCUGGUGUGGGCAUGGUCCAUGCUCCAAUUGCUUUGUUGCCCAUGUCGUUUCCAAAAUCUCAUUGGAAGCAAGCAUGUGAACUAGCUCCAAUUUUCAACGAAUUAAUCGAUCGUAUAAGUCUAGAUGGAAAGUUUCUGCAAGACUCACUAUCAAGGACAAAAAAAGUAGAUGCUUUUACCUCUAGACUUUUAGAUAUUCAUUCCAAGAUGUUAGAAAUGAACAAGAAAGAGGAAAUACGCUUGGGUUUACAUCGAUCAGAUUACAUGCUUGAUGAGGAAACUAAGUUAUUCCUCCAAAUAGAGUUGAACACAAUUUCAUCUUCAUUUCCUGGUCUUGGUUGUCUUGUCACCGAGCUUCACAGGACCCUACUUAAUGAGUAUGGAGAAGACCUUGGAUUAGAUUCUAAAAAGAUUCCUAGCAACACUGCAGUUGGUCAGUUUUCUGAGGCAUUGGCUAAAGCUUGGACUGAGUAUAAUAACCCCAGGGCUGUAGUUUUGGUUGUUGUUCAAACUGAAGAACGCAAUAUGUAUGACCAGCAUUGGCUAUGUACAAUGUUGAAGGAAAGACAUAAUGUGAGAACCGUUAGGAAAACAUUGGCUGAAAUUGAUAGAGAAGGCCAGCUUUUACCAGAUGGCACACUUCUUGUAGAUGGCCAAGCAAUUGCAGUCGUCUAUUUUAGAGCAGGGUAUGCACCGACUGAUUAUCCUUCAGAAUCUGAGUGGAGAUCUAGGUUGCUAAUGGAGCAGUCCUCAGCUAUCAAGUGCCCAUCAAUAUCAUAUCAUUUGGCAGGAAGUAAGAAGAUCCAACAAGAACUUGCAAAACCUAAUAUACUUGAGAGGUUCCUUGAGAACAAAGAGGAUAUUGUCAAACUGCAGAAAUGUUUUGCCGGAUUGUGGAGUUUGGAUGACUUGGACAUCAUCAGAAAAGCAAUAGAUAAACCUGAGCUAUUUGUCAUGAAGCCCCAAAGAGAAGGAGGAGGAAACAAUAUCUAUGGUAAUGAUGUGAAGGAAACCCUUCUGCGAUUACAAAAGGAAGGGUCUGAAGAAGAUGCUGCUUAUAUACUUAUGCAGAGGAUUUUCCCGACUGUUUCUCCCACAAUUUUGAUGCGUGAUGGCAUUUGUCAUAAAGAACAUGCUAUAUCAGAGCUUGGUAUAUACAGUGCUUAUUUAAGGAACAAGGAGAAGGUUAUCAUGAAUGACCAAUGUGGUUACUUGAUGCGGACCAAGAUAGCAUCAUCAAAUGAAGGUGGGGUUGCAGCUGGAUUUGCGGUCUUAGAUAGCAUAUAUCUGACUUGAUGAACAAACUUCUUGAUUACCGUCUACAUGCGAAUAUUUAUUGUUGAUUUAUGUAACUGACACACUUGACUCAGUUUGGCAAAUCAAUCAAUGGUCCUCAUCUCUAGAAACAACUUGAAGUGCUUUUGCAAGUCGUUACACCAAUAAAAUCCACGGAUUUCGUUUUCUUUC
This is a messenger RNA of Theobroma umbraticum, 1851 nucleotides long. The record is from RefSeq and is a predicted model, not a curated record. NCBI's taxonomy places the organism in Eukaryota, Viridiplantae, Streptophyta, Magnoliopsida, Malvales, Malvaceae.